Ixodes scapularis (black-legged tick) is the source of this 969-nucleotide messenger RNA. RefSeq lists its product as uncharacterized. The transcript has 5 exons. The record is from RefSeq and is a predicted model, not a curated record. The coding region runs from base 186 to 848 and encodes 220 amino acids. NCBI's taxonomy places the organism in Eukaryota, Metazoa, Arthropoda, Arachnida, Ixodida, Ixodidae.
AGAACCGGGUUGGACUCAGAGCCGCGAAGCUUAGAGGGUUAUCUUCUCGAUGGCCUUAGGUGGAUAGAGAAGAGCGAGAGAAGGGUAUUUAAAACUCGCCGUCGGCUAGGGUCCUAUGUGUUCUUGGACUUCUAUUUAGCCCCAGCACAAGUCAGGCUAACCCAAAGCUGUUACGGAGUCCAGAGAUGUUGUGGUACGGAGUUUUCGCAAUCGUUCUGGUGGCAUAUGCCCAUGCUGCUACGGUGCAAGAGGCAAACCACUUCAUGGACACCGUCUUGAACGAGAGGCUACCACCACUUGUCAGAACGUCCCCCCUCCUCUUCCCAGUUGUCGGAAUUCCAUUUUUUCGGUUCGAUGUUCCCAAAAAUGCUCCGACAAACCGGAAUCUUCACGCUAACAUUACGGAGGGGGCCAUUCGAAACCUUGACGUUGGAGUAAAACGCAUGGGAGAGUGUCUAGCGCCAGCUCUCAAGGAUGGCGUCCCAACGGUAUCAUGCACCCUGGACCUCAAUAACAUCAACACCACAUUCCUUGCAUACACAAAAGGAGACAAUAUAUUGUCAACGCUGAAAGAGAUCUGGGUAAAUGUUCUCACCGUUGAUUCCGUCGCUCGGUUUGAGGCGACAGGCAAUCAGCGACGAGAGAGCCUGCUACGAACCUUCGAGGUGCCCCAUCUUCACUUCACCACCCUCUACAACAGCGAACUUCACCUGAACACCGAUCGCCAGAGGCAGUUUAAGGACCACAUUGAGGCUAAGGUCAAGCAGACACUUCAGGAGACGCUCUACGGCGACUAUAGACUUCAACUGGCCAGAGCCGUCGCCGCGACGCCUUUUCCAAACGUAUGACUGGACCCUAUUGCUGCAUACUAAAUAAACAGAAAAAUUAGUAACUCAAAACCAAGAGUGCAUGCCCUGAUUAAAAUAUUAAAAAGAAGAGCCACAGCUGUGCGAGAUGGGGAAACCCUCA